UAACUUUAUUUGCAUUGAUUACAAUAGUAGCACAUGGUGAAGAGAUGGGUUUAUUUUUUCGUCUUGCCGCGUUCGUAGCAUUAUUAGGAUUGACAUUUCCUUUGUUGAGGAAAUAUAUUGCUGGUGGAGUAUGUACAAGUAAGGCAACAAUGAAAGGAAAAACUGUUAUUAUAACAGGAGCAAACACAGGAAUUGGUAAAUCGACUGCGAUUGAUCUUGCUUCACGUGGGGCAAGAAUUAUCAUGGCGUGUCGAAGUCUAGAGAGAGGUCAAGCUGCCUUGAAUGAUAUUGUAAAACAAACUGGUAAUAAUGAUAUAAUAUUGAAGCAUUUGGAUCUCUCUUCCUUCAAGUCAGUGAGAAAAUUUGCUGAAGAAAUAUACAGCAGUGAAGACAAAAUCGAUGUUUUGAUAAAUAAUGCAGGUUUAACUAGUACCACUGAAAGACAAGUGAGCAAAGAUGGUCUUGAAUUGACAAUGGCAGUGAAUCAUUUUGGACAUUUCCUGUUGACAAAUUUACUUCUAGAUCUACUUCGUCGUUCAGCUCCUUCUCGUAUCGUUGUCGUAUCUUCAGGAGUACAUUAUUCUAUAACAAAUACCAAAUCGCAUAUAAAACUGGAUGAUUUGCAAUUUGAGAAAUCCUAUAACAAAUGGGAAGCCUAUGGACAAAGCAAACUUGCUAAUAUUUUAUUUACUCGUGAAUUGGCUAAACGUUUAAAGGGAACCGGUGUUACUGCAAACUCCCUUCAUCCUGGUGUUAUUUUCACAGAACUUGGUCGCUACGCAUUAUCGGAGAACGUUAAUAAAUUCAUGAGUUUUAUUUCACAUGUACUAUUUAAGACGCUUGAGGAGGGCGCGCAGACGACAAUACACCUUGCUGUGUCUGAAGACGUAGCAAAUGUAACUGGAAAGUAUUUUGUGGAUUGUGAAGAGACAAAACCAGCUCAUACAGCAGAAGACGAUGAUGGAGCUAAACGACUGUGGGAACUUAGCGAAAAAAUUGUUCAAUUAUCUACACAAAAAAUAGCAGCUUUCGUUGCACUAUUAGGAUUGACAUUUCCUUUGCUGAGGAAAUAUAUUGCUGGUGGAGUAUGUACAAGUAAGGCAACAAUGAAAGGAAAAACUGUUAUUAUAACAGGAGCAAACACAGGAAUUGGUAAAUCGACUGCGAUUGAUCUUGCUUCACGUGGGGCAAGAAUUAUCAUGGCGUGUCGAAGUCUAGAGAGAGGUCAAGCUGCCUUGAAUGAUAUUGUAAAACAAACGGGUAAUAAUGAUAUAAUAUUGAAGCAUUUGGAUCUCUCUUCCUUCAAGUCAGUGAGAAAAUUUGCUGAAGAAAUAUACAGCAGUGAAGACAAAAUCGAUGUUUUGAUAAAUAAUGCAGGUUUAACUAGUACCACUGAAAGACAAGUGAGCAAAGAUGGUCUUGAAUUAACAAUGGCAGUGAAUCAUUUUGGACAUUUCCUGUUGACAAAUUUACUUCUAGAUCUACUUCGUCGUUCAGCUCCUUCUCGUAUCGUUGUCGUAUCUUCAGGAGUUCAUUAUUCUAUAACAAAUACCAAAUCGCACAUAAAACUGGAUGAUUUGCAAUUUGAGAAAUCCUAUAACAAAUGGGAAGCCUAUGGACAAAGCAAACUUGCUAAUAUUUUAUUUACUCGUGAAUUGGCUAAACGUUUAAAGGGAACCGGUGUUACUGCAAACUCCCUUCAUCCUGGUGUUAUUUUCACAGAACUUGGUCGCUACGCAUUAUCGGAGAACGUUAAUAAAUUCGUGAGUUUUAUUUCACAUGUACUAUUUAAGACGCUUGAGGAGGGCGCACAGACGACAAUACACCUUGCUGUGUCUGAAGACGUAGCAAAUGUAACUGGAAAGUAUUUUGUGGAUUGUGAAGAGACAAAACCAGGUCAUACUGCCGAAGAUGACGAUGGAGCCAAACAAUGCGCAUGCUCACAAUGUAAGAAUAUCCAGCAUCAUUUUAUUUACAAAAUUCUUUGUCUCUGCUUAACUUUAUAUGCAUUGUUUAUAAUUGAAUCACAUGGUGAAGAGAUGGGUUUAUUUUUUCGUCUUGCAGCGUUCGUAGCAUUAUUAGGAUUGACAUUUCCUUUGUUGAGGAAAUAUAUUGCUGGUGGAGUAUGUACAAGUAAGGCAACAAUGAAAGGAAAAACUGUUAUUAUAACAGGAGCAAAUACAGGAAUUGGUAAAUCGACUGCGAUUGAUCUUGCUUCACGUGGGGCAAGAAUUAUCAUGGCGUGUCGAAGUCUAGAGAGAGGUCAAGCUGCCUUGAAUGAUAUUGUAAAACAAACGGGUAAUAAUGAUAUAAUAUUAAAGCAUUUGGAUCUCUCUUCCUUCAAGUCAGUGAGAAAAUUUGCUCAAAAAAUAUACAGCAGUGAAGACAAAAUCGAUGUUUUGAUAAAUAAUGCAGGUUUAGUUAGUACCACUGAAAGACAAGUGAGCAAAGAUGGUCUUGAAUUGACAAUGGCAGUGAAUCAUUUUGGACAUUUCCUGUUGACAAAUUUACUUCUAGAUCUACUUCGUCGUUCAGCUCCUUCUCGUAUCGUUGUCGUAUCUUCAAUAGCUCAUUAUUCUAUUGCAUAUACCAAAUCGCACAUAAAACUGGAUGAUUUGCAAUUUGAGAAAUCCUAUAACAAAUGGGAAGCCUAUGGACAAAGCAAACUUGCUAAUAUUUUAUUUACUCGUGAAUUGGCUAAACGUUUAAAGGGAACCGGUGUUACUGCAAACUCCCUUCAUCCUGGUAUUAUUUUCACAGAAAUUGGUCGCUACGCAUUAUCGGAGAACGUUAAUAAAUUCUUGAAUUUCAUUUCAAAUGUACUAUUUAAGACGCUUGAGGAGGGCGCACAGACGACAAUACAUCUUGCUGUGUCUGAAGACGUAGCAAAUGUUACUGGAAAGUAUUUUGUGGAUUGUGAAGAAACAAAACCAGCUCAUACAGCAGAAGACGACGAUGGAGCCAAACGACUAUGGGAAAUUAGUGAAGAGAUCGUUCAAUUAUCUGCAAAAAAUUGAAGCAAUUUUCAAUUCAUUUACGACUCGUAACAUUGUACAACGCAGACUAAAGCAUUCAUUAUAUCUAGAGCAAAUAGCAUACAAUUUUCGCUUAUGAUAUCGCAUCUCAACAAGCGGGACAGAACUCGAAAUUUUAAUUUUAAACGAUACUUACCUUGAAGUCCUCAGUCAGGAACAGGAACGAAAGAGUUACAUGAGAAGUUGCGCAUGCGCAACAGGUAAGUCUUUAACGUGGAUGAUCGCGAGAAAUGUUUAGGAGAGGUCACGAAGGAUGAGGGUGACCUUAAAGCAUUUCUUCUAUAAUUUAAUUCAAUAGGGCAUGCAUACAUGUACGACUCCUUCGUUCCUGACUAAUGAUUUUUUUAAAAAUAGACAGAUCUAACAAUUUUUGAGAUUAACAAUUAUUUCAUCACAAAAUGUUUGAAUCAACAUCCACGUCUGAACUCCACAAGUCUAGCACGUACUAAAGGUAACAAAAAAAAGGGAAAACGACACAAUAAUAAUGAUGUUCAUUGAUUGAAAAAUGACAGCAGAUAGAACAACCCACAAAAGAAGAUAUGAUCCAAUAUAUCAGCAAACUCUCGAUAAAUGGAGGGGUCAAUAUUAAUAUAUUCAUGUUGUGCUGUAUCAAGUUUUUAUAUGAAAUCGAUUCUUUCAGUCUGCUGAUUAAAACAUGGGUUUAUACUAA
This is a messenger RNA of Xenia sp. Carnegie-2017, 3705 nucleotides long. RefSeq lists its product as uncharacterized. The record is from RefSeq and is a predicted model, not a curated record. The coding region runs from base 45 to 3017 and encodes 990 amino acids. Lineage: Eukaryota; Metazoa; Cnidaria; Anthozoa; Malacalcyonacea; Xeniidae. The transcript is spliced from 4 exons.